GAAGCACUGGAACGAGACGGCGGCGGCGUGCCGAGCUCUAGCGGAGCCUACCCUCGAGGCAGUGCAGCGCGGUGAGGUACCCCGAGGCGGCGACCUCAGUCGAGGGAACGGCGGCUUCCUAGUGCGAUCAUCUGGGAGCUAGUUCAAAGUUGGGUGCUUGGUAGAUACAGGAAUAGGUGCUUGGAUUAUACUAGACAAGAGGAAAUUGGAAAAUGAGUAAGCUUGCGAAUAUGUUCUCGCUUCUUAAUCUAGAGGGUGAAGAUGAUGGAGAAGAUGAUAGAGAAGUUAACCCAACAUCUUCUACCAGCAUAGGAGAAACUGCUGCCAGCAAACCUGAUAAAAGUGUGCAAAAUGACACAGCUGUAGUAAACAGCAAUGGAGGAGAUGCUGCGCCAUCGUCUGGUGGUUACAGGAUGCCUUUGGUGUGGAUAGACUUGGAAAUGACUGGUUUGGAUAUUUCAAAAGAUCGGAUAUUGGAGAUAGCUUGCAUUAUAACGGAUGGUAAACUUACAAAACAAAUAGAGGGCCCCGACUUGGUUAUAAGUCAGAGCAAAGAUUGCUUGGAUAAUAUGGGUGAAUGGUGCAAAACCCAUCAUGCAUCUAGUGGAUUGACAGAGAGAGUACUGCAGAGUGAGAUUUCGGAGCGUGACGCAGAGAAGAAAGUGUUAGACUUCCUUAUGAGGCAUGUAGGUUCGGGCACUCCAUUAAUAGCUGGGAAUUCUGUUUACGUGGAUUUACUAUUUCUGAAGAAGUAUAUGCCACAGCUUGCAGCCAUCUUCUCUCAUGUGAUUGUUGAUGUGAGCACUAUAAUGGCUUUGUGUAUCCGGUGGUACCCUAAAGAAAGGAAACAAACUCCUAGAAAAGGAAAAAGUCACAGGGCAAUGGAUGAUAUUAAAGAAAGCAUCGCGGAACUGAAAUACUACAAAGACAACAUUUUCAAGCCACAGAAAUCUACGAAGUAGCUACAUGGAUCAUGGAUGGAGCAUAACGUAUAUCAUCCUGUAAGUUGAGUAUCGAAUAGCCAGGAUUGGAAAGGAAAUUUCGGCCCAACUUUUGGGUGCAUCACA
Messenger RNA from Lolium rigidum, 1067 nucleotides. RefSeq names its product oligoribonuclease-like. Gene Ontology annotation, cellular component: mitochondrion. Gene Ontology annotation, molecular function: nucleic acid binding; 3'-5'-RNA exonuclease activity. Bases 213 to 962 code for a protein of 249 amino acids. The record is from RefSeq and is a predicted model, not a curated record. The transcript has 9 exons. NCBI's taxonomy places the organism in Eukaryota, Viridiplantae, Streptophyta, Magnoliopsida, Poales, Poaceae.